Molecule: messenger RNA, 920 nt
Organism: Antrostomus carolinensis (chuck-will's-widow)
Lineage: Eukaryota; Metazoa; Chordata; Aves; Caprimulgiformes; Caprimulgidae
Biological process (GO): gluconeogenesis; glucose 6-phosphate metabolic process
Cellular component (GO): membrane
Molecular function (GO): glucose-6-phosphatase activity
Source: RefSeq, a predicted model, not a curated record
AUGGAGCAGAUCUCAGCAGAUCCUCGAUCAUCCAACUGCCUUCAGAGCACAGGCGUCUGCAGGUUCGGGCAGCUGCCCAUCGUGCUGCAGUGGGCUCUGGCCAGGCACCCUGUGCCGCUGCCGCAGGGCUGCGUGUCCGUGUGCCAGCAGCCGUGGUGGCUGCCAGAGCUGGGGAAGGAGGUUUCUCCUGCUGGGCUGACCCUGUGUCCUCAGGCUCCUGGAAAAAGCUCUCCAUGUUACUCGUUGACCGUUAUCUCCUGGGGAGGAACGCGACGACAAAGCUGCGGGGCUGGACCUCCCGCCAGCAACGAGCCUGUUUUUCCCUUUUACGUAAGUUGUUCCAAACGUGUUUGUAACAACCCCCCGGUGAUGCCUUUGGCAAAAGUGGUUUUGGGUCCAAAGAUCAGUGCUGGGACAAGCGACCUGCCCGCAGCAAACAAGAGCCCGCAGAGUAUAAAACCCCGGCGGCACGGGGGAGCGCGGGCCGGGCUGAGCUGUGCCGAGGGGCAGGGGCUGCAGAGGAGGAUGGAGGCCAACAUGAACCUCCUGCACGACGCGGGCAUCCGGGCAACACACUGGCUGCAGGAGCAUUUCCAGGGCUCCCAGGACUGGUUCCUCUUCAUCUCCUUCGCCGCUGACCUCAGGAAUGCUUUCUUCAUCCUCUUCCCGCUCUGGUUCCACUUCAGCGAGUCGGUGGGCAUCAGGCUCAUCUGGGUGGCCGUGAUCGGUGACUGGCUCAACCUCAUCUUCAAGUGGAUCCUCUUUGGGGAGAGACCGUACUGGUGGGUCCACGAGACAGAUUAUUACAGCAACAGCUCCGCCCCAGAGAUACAGCAGUUCCCGCUCACCUGUGAGACCGGCCAAAAAACCCCAGCCCCAGAGCCCCCCAACCCUGGCAGGGGCAGCCGGCACUUGCCCAG